AUGUCAAGCAAUGAAUCUGAUGGCGAGGGCGGCCAAUAUCAGGGCUCACAGGCCUUCACCCACAUCAUCCCCGGUCGCGAAGAGUCCAUCAACCCCAACACCGGCACUCUCAACUUUAGUAAACCGCUUCUGCAGCUUCGCGGCCCAAUCAGCAGCGCCGACUUUCAUCUCGUCCUCUCCUAUCAGCCCGGAUCAGCCGGGGCCUUUGGCUUGCCGCGGAACUGGAGCUUCGACCUACCGUAUGUCGUUCCUGAAUCCAGCGUCACCUUCGCGGGCCGAACGUAUGCCAUUGAUUACAAUUGGAGUGACUUGGACGGUCACCGAUCUGGGCUCAAGUACAUGAACAACCACGGCGUUGUUUUUGAGCCAAUCGUCCCUCCUCAGCCGUUGCCCACCGGCCAGCCUGGCGAAUACGCAUACAAGCUCAAGCUUCAAGAUGGCUCGAUGGACUAUUUCGAUGCGUUUGGGAGGCCUGUGGCUCGCCAGGAUCUCUUCGGAAACAGCUUGCACUACGUCUAUCUCGACGGCCAAACCGGGGGAGCCGUCACCUCUGACCCGUGUCUGGACUACAUCCUCGACUCUUGGGGCCAAAAGGUGACAUUUGAGUACCUGCCUGGCCUUGAAAUGCUCAUCAAAGGACCAGCAACGCAGCUAACGAGGUUGCGGUUUACUAAAGCCGGAGUUGAUCUAGUUACAGACUCAAUGGGAUUCGAUACUCGCUUCACUUACACCAGCGUGCCUGACGUCCCGUCAGUGCUGGAAGAAAUCAGCUACCCGACUGGGAUGGCUUCCAAGUUUGUCUAUUCUGCAUUGGACUAUCUUGACGGGGGCAACAAUGUGCGACAUCUUCCUGCAGUGUCCCAUCAUUAUCAGAUGAAUGCACAAGGGGAGACGCUCAAGCAUACAAACUAUCAGUACGGGCCGUCUGAUGGCCUCACCUUUACCGGAAUCUCGAUUGGAUGUCAAUUGUCCGGUCUCACGGACGAUCUAAUGGAUCAAGGUGAUGCCAACUACCAAUAUGAUGUGCUCAUUACCCAGCUCGACGGGAGCGGGAAGACACUCGCGGCAACGAUGAAUCAGUUCAACUAUUUGCAUCUCCCGGUGGCGGAGCUCAAGUAUCUGAUUAAUGACCAGGGCGGCCUCGCCGCGGCCUACAGGACAACGUACAUAUACGAGAUUGAUCCGGACAAACACGCACGCACGACCAACCAUGCUCAGCCCACGGAACUUGAAUGCUUUCACAGCGUUGGCGACAGCAGUAAUGAGAGCUGGAAGAGCAUGAAGAAAUCAGUCAUGAGCUACAAUGCUUUUGGUGAGCUCGUCUCGCUGGAAGAGGACAUCUAUAACAGUGACAGCGCCCAAUAUGUCGCAACAAGGACGGUUGCCAGGGAAUACUACACGUCCCGAGAAAUUCGUCUACAGAGGAUUAAACGGGAGAUUGAGACUGAUUUGGUCACUGGGGUUACCUGGGAGACGAACAACACCCUUUCUAAUGAUGAAAAGACGGUAAAGUCAUCUACUGUGUUCUUCAAGGCGUCGUCAGAGGAUGCGAUGAAGCCGUGGAAGACGACCACCAAGCAAUACGAUUCCAAGGGCAGAGUCACCAAGGAAAUGUCUGCAUGGGCUGAAGGAGCUAUUUCUCCAGAGGGCAGUGCCAGCUGUUACGAAUCCUCAGCUCAGUACAGUUUCAACAAUGGAUUGCUCACAGUCAAGACGUGCGAUUCGAUGGGGCUCACGACCUUGCAAUAUGACAUGAAACUCAAUGGAGGUCCCAUGGUGAAGAAGACGCUUCCUCGUGGGCAAACUGCGAGUUACCAGUAUGAUACGCUGGGGCGCCUUGUAAAGCACACCGAUGCUCUCGGAGGCGUGACCACCAAGUCGUACACUGUCGGUAAUUCGUCAAUGACAGAGACGUGUUGCGACUCCAAGGGCUACAUCACGCAGACCACAUUCGAUCCUCUCGGCCGACCUGUCGAGAUUGCAGACAACGGCGAUCCAACGAAGCAGCAACCCGACAGUCCGUCUCGAGUGUUAAAAAAGGACUCGUAUGACGGCCUUGGCAACGUGGUAUGCACCAAAGAUGUAAUCGGCCUUGCUACAAAUUUUGUGUUUGAUGCUCUCGGCCGUGUUGUCCAGCAGACCGACGCGGCAGGAAAUGUCCAGGCCACGACCCACGAUGACAAGGCGCUGACCAUUACGCAAACUCUAAAUGGAGAUGUUCGCAAAGAGGUCGUUCUGGACAACUAUGGCCGGACGAUUUCGCAAACUGUGUCUGCCGACUCGGGCAGCGACAUGCCGUACCGUCUCGUGCAGGAGACUGUUUACAACGGCAAGGGACAGACGAUCAAAGAGACGAUUUCUGAGCGAGCAACUGGAAGUUCCGGCGAAAUAAAGAUUUUGAAAACCAUCCUUCACGCGUAUGAUGCGGAUGGGCGCAAAGCAUCAGAGACGGUCACGGGCACAGGUGGUACGGGCGAAGACGUCGUAACUCGCCAGUUUGUGUACGACCUGCUCGGCAACCAACAUACCUGGUUCAAAGAGGUAAAAUACGCGGACGGACGGUCGUUUUCUCAGAAGGGACCAAUAACCAUAUACAACGUGCACGGCAACAUUACUCUUCUUCGGAACCAGCUGGGCUUGGAAGAGAAGAACGAAUACAACGAGAAUGGCUGGCUUACGAAGACAACGCGCUUCGAUGGCAGCGCUUUGACCUUUGAGCACGAUGCCUGUGGACAGACCGUUCGGACUACCUCUGCCUCUGGGACGACGCAGAUUAAAUACAGAGAUGCGGUUGUCGAGUAUGAAUUCUACCUCGAUGAUUCUCCGCGCACCGUCGACUAUGGUGGCGGCCGCGUACAGAGGUAUGAGCGAGACUGGACCAGUCGUGUAUCAGCAGAAGUCGAUGUCUUUGGAACAAGAACGGACAUCUCAUACGAUAAUCUCGGCCGCAAGGCGAGCGUAUCCUCGCAGGGCGAUGUGGUUACCUAUCAAUACGGCACGUCGAACCACUGCCUGGGGGCAUUGGUCGGUUAUACCUUGUCGGGCAAGAUGCAGUAUACGACGAGGAUCUCGUAUGACGGAUUCCAACAGAAGUCCAAGGUCCUGACAGUUGCUCCUGACUCUACUGUCCUUCUGGAGACGACGUAUGAAAUGAGCAGUCGCGGGACUGUGUCCCGCAUUCAGUCCGCAUCAGCACAUCGGCCAGAGCUCAACAAGAGCCAUAGCUGGACUUAUGAUGGUCUCGGCCAAAUGGUGGAGGAGAAGAGCAGCGAUGGCCAGACGGAAGAUGUACAAACAUAUGUGUAUGACGGAAACCACAACAUCGUGUCUCUCACUGUAAACGGCCAUACGAGCAACAUGACUUACAACGCCAUCGACCAGCGAACCGACUCCGGAUUUGAGUACGACCCCAACGGCCGCUUGGUCCGCGAUGAUGCUGGCCGGAAAUACAUGUUUGACGAUGUCGACCACCUCCUUGCCGUCGAAGCGGCCGGCGGAGGCGACAGCAAGUUCGUCUACCACGGCGACGACUCCCUCGCCGGAAUCGCCCGCCCACAAGGCAAGACAGCUCUAUUCUACACGGGAAACCAUGAGAUCAACGCCAUCAGCCACGAGGCCGCCGGCCAAGCAGAAGACAAAAGCUCCAUUCUGCGCAGCAACGGAGCCGUCCUGGCCGCGUAUUCCGCCUCGGGCCAAGCAUUGCCGACGUACCUCUUUGAGCAGCACGGCUCCACGGCGAUGCAACUUACCGGCGAAGAAUCCAUAGCCAUCACGUACGAUGCGUACGGCGCCCACUCAUCUACUUGUCCACUAGAGCCGCAGACCAGCUUCGCCUUUGGCCAAGAACUCGUCGACUCUCUCAGCGGCGUCGUCUAUCUCCGCUCGCGCUUCUACCAGCCCGACAUCAAGGCUUUCCUGUCCAUGGACUCGCACUUGGUCGAGAACCGCUAUGCCUACUGCCAAGGCGAUCCUGUCAACUUCUUUGACCCAACGGGCCACUUCUCCUUGCGCAGGAUGCUCACCGCCGUCGUCGGGGCCGCUGCCGCCGUGGGCAUCACCUUUGCCACGCUUGGCAGUGCCCUGCCGGGAGUGGUGACUGCGGGAGCCGUCGUAAUCGGAGCGUCCGAGGCUACGGCCGCCGUGGCCUCUUCGGUAGUGACGGGAAUGGCCGCAAGCGCGGCAGGCAACGUGGCGGGAAGCCUCGUCACCACGACGCUCAACUCGGCCGCCGGCGACGAAUGGGGGUACACUGGGAGCGGGCUGUUACAAGACGUCCUAUCUGGCGCUCUGGGGGCGGCUACGGCUCCCUUUGUGGGCAUCGCGGGGGCCCGAAUCGGGGCUUCGCUGACGAAUGCCGGUUACAGGACUGGCUGGGCCAGCGGCGCAACCAUCGCGACGAGCAUCGUGGUGGAUUUCGGCGUCCAGCGGACCGUUGCCUCGGCCUUCGGGCAGCCCUUUUUCGAGGAGCAGACGCUCACCUACGCCGUGACGGCGGUCCUGAUUGGAGUGGCCGUUGGCCGCGUAGGACAGCGCCUCAACGACAACCGCCGGGUCCAGGCGAUCGAAGCGGAGGGUGCGACGCGUGCCCAGGCGGCGGAGCUCGUGAAAAUGCAGAACAGGUGCGAGUUUAUCAAACCGCCUGUCGAUUCAAGCGCCGCCUGGAGCGAAAUCACGCGGUAUUGCAAGGAUGGGAUCAAGAACUACUUCAAAAGAGGGCCUGGACCUGAUCCUCAUGGGGGAGGAGACGUUGGGAUUCCUCUGCUGACGUUUGAUCGCAAGCGCAAUGCCUACAGGGUGUGA
Molecule: messenger RNA, 4800 nt
Organism: Trichoderma citrinoviride
Lineage: Eukaryota; Fungi; Ascomycota; Sordariomycetes; Hypocreales; Hypocreaceae
Exons: 3
Coding region: 1-4800 (1599 amino acids)
Source: RefSeq, a predicted model, not a curated record